GGGGGACAGAGCGGGAGCGAGGGCAACAGCAACGGCAUUGUAGCCCACUCCACUCACUCUCGCCAUGGCAGGAGCAAGAGCAAGGUUGGUGGUGGUGGUGGUGAGUGUGGCGAUGGUGGUGUUGGCGGCGGUGGUGCGGCACGCGGCGGCAACAGGUGGCAUGGGUGUGGCGCGGACGCCAACAGGUGCGCCGCUGCCGCAGGCGCAGUACGAGGUGGCGGUGGCGGCGAGCGGACGGGCUGCGGGGCUGCCGAAGCGGUUUAUGGUCAACGAGACGUUCCCGGACUGCCUCCCACCGGUGCUCAACCAGGGCGGAUGCGGAUCGUGCUGGGCCUUUGCGGCCUCUGAAGUUCUCUCGGCGCGGACGUGCAUCUACGCCGGCGAGAAGGUAGUACUCUCGCCACAGGCGCUGGUCUCGUGCGACGAUGUGCUCAAGUGCGAGAUGGGCGUGCUCGGUGGGCGCGCGUGGCACGAUCUGACCAAGCACGGCAUUCCCACUCUCGAGUGUGUGCCGUAUGUGUCGGGCGACGGCAAGGUGCCAGCGUGCCCGACCCAGUGCAGCGCGCCUGGCGUGGCGUGGAAGACGUACGCGGCGGCCAACUACACGCACGUGGGCUCGUUCAUUGAUCCAGCAUCGCACAUUGCCGCUAUCAAGAGAGCGAUCAUGGGUGGGCCGGUUGAUGUGACGUUCAAUGUCUUUGCCAAGUUUCAGGAGUACCCUGCGGGCGGGGUGGUGUUCGACGGCUGCCACCUCUCGGACGGCGGACGGUUCACGGGCAUGCACUCGGUGAUGAUUGUGGGAUGGGACGACGACAUGAUGGGUCACGGCCCAGCGUGGCUUGUGCAGAACUCGUGGGGCGAGGCGUGGCCGGCGACGACGCCGAUGGGAGUGCCUGCGGGCCACUUUUGGAUCAAGGCCGGCGUCGACUGCGCCGGCAUCGAGUCGAUGGUCUACGCCGGCUUCCCUGCGACGGCGUAGUUCGCCUACAAGAGGCUCGGCGUGAUGCCGAGGCUCUCUGCGAUGUGGUCGAGGGCCUUAAAGUCGCGGGCGGAGCGGACA
Messenger RNA from Thecamonas trahens ATCC 50062, 1060 nucleotides. Its product is annotated as peptidase C1A. NCBI's taxonomy places the organism in Eukaryota, Apusomonadida, Apusomonadidae. The record is from RefSeq and is a predicted model, not a curated record. The transcript has a single exon. Gene Ontology annotation, cellular component: lysosome. Gene Ontology annotation, molecular function: cysteine-type endopeptidase activity. Bases 65 to 979 code for a protein of 304 amino acids.